ACCCGAGUAGUACAUUUAUCAGAAUUACAUAUUAAACAGUAUUUGUAGCAUAAUGUACUGAUAUCUAUUCAAAAUACACAGUCAGUUCACAUUCAAACAGACGGUCGGAAAUUUAAUAGAUUUAAUCCACCGUAGAUCUAAUUUCACAGAAAAGCAAUCCCAUAAUAUUGUUAUUGUAAUGAUGUCUGGGUAUAAGUUUGACCAUAAGUUCCGAGGUACGGCUCUAAUAAUCGGAAAUGAGUUUAAAGGCCAAGGUUUAAACGAGAGGAAGGGAUGUCUAAAAGACGUCGAGAUGGCGCAAGAGCUUUUUAAAAGACUGGACUUUAAUGUGACAUCAUUCAAGAACUUAUCUGCCGUCGAUAUGAAAAAGAAAAUGGAGAUAGCCAGCAAGUUCACAUACAACAACGAUUGUGACUGUUUUGUACUUGUAUUGAGUACACACGGGCACGAAGCAAAGGAAAUAGACCUAAAAAAAUCAAAUGAAGCGACUGUUUGGCGGCACCAAGUUUUAGCGGAGGAUAAUGUUCCUAUUUAUGUCGAUGAGAUAAUUGAUAUAUUCAAUGAUGAAAAUUCAGUAGGAUUAAAAGGAAAACCAAAGCUGUUUUUCAUACAGGCAUGCAAAUCAAGGGGAGAGAUAGGUAGUGCUGACACCUACGAUACAGGCGUUGACGUCAAUGUCGUUCAAGGGACAAAAAAUCCGUCCGUGAGAGAUCCAAACACGUUAAGAACAGAUCCGAGAGACUCGGCAAACAAUCUGUACGCUAUUGAUUUAACCGAUGCUGAAGACAUGUACAAAGAUUGGGAAAAAGAUCCGGACGCAUUACAACUGGGAGCAAUCUCUAGAAGUUCUGACCAAGCAACUGAUCAAGAUGCGGAAGGGGAAGUCACAGAAAUUGACACCGGAGGUAGUGGAGAUAGUGGACAGUUACCGCCGUCGCCAUUCGAUAUUGUACCUCUUAACUGUCCGGAUGAUUUUCUGAUAAUGUAUCCAGUGAUGUCAGGAAAAAUUGCAUUUCGGAAACCGAAAACCGGAUCCGACCUCAUCAAAUUUUUAAAAGAGAAGUUGAAUGAAGUUUUUAAUGGGUGUAACCUUUUACAGUACCUUACACAUGUAAGUCAUGAGAUUGCAGGGAAUAAACACAAAGAACUUAAACAAAUAUUAAAAACAAAUCUAAAAAAACAAAAGGAAGCAAGACGGACUCGUGAAUCAUUUGACCCGCUUGAGACAUUUAGAAAACAUUUAAAAGGGACUAUUAAGUAUUUGAGCAGCGAAGAGAAUCAUGAAAAGCUCGUUACAAUCAUUGGCGAGGAGCACAGGAGCCAGUUGAAAGGCGAUCCUUCAGUGGCGGAACCUUAUCUUCUUGGGGUGAUAGAUAAUCGGCUGACUAUGCAACAAAUGACUGAGAUUUUAAAAACAAUUUUACCAUUCAAGAUGACAGCAUGCAUUGUCCACAGGUUGACAGGCGUUGUGUACUUUAAGCCGAAGACAAAGAAGUCCAUGAUGGGCAUACUCUGGAAAAAAAGUUUACCAAAGGAAACAAUCGUUAAAAAGAAAUGACAUUUGUGUGCAUGAUGUCAUUCAAGCGGUGGUUUAAAUAAUGAAGAUAUAUAUUUUCUUUGUCACAUAGCAAUUAAGUUAUGGGAAGAUAUGAUUGCUGUUUAUGUUGUUUAUUUUUAGUCGUUUAUAUGUUGUUGUGUUUCUUAAAUGACUCAUUUUCUUAUUAAUUUUUUAUAGCAUGACGCUCUCAAUCUGUCCGUCUGUCUGAACAACAACUCAUUUCAUAAACAAGCCCUUUAUUUGUUGUUGUGUAUUUCAAUGACUCAUUGACUUGUUAAUAUUUUCUCAUGUUUUUUAUAAAGGCCGAAGACCUUCAGGACGUUUUAUAACAUGACGCUGUCAGUUUCACAAUCAAGGUGAAAUAAAUACGUUAACUCCACUGUUCGGAGAUAAAAUGUGGACACAUUGUAAUGACCGUCUCAUCGGCGUUGGCGUGACCGUUGGUUUUACCUUUUUGUUAAGUUCUAUUUUCUCUGAAACUAUAAAAGAUAAAAGGAUGCUUCUAUUCAACUAAAACUUAGUGGAAAUGUUUAUUGUCAUGAAAGGGUACCAUUUCAAAGGUUAUACCUCCUUUUCAAUUAAGAUUUUGAGCCCUGGUUAACCUUUUUGACAUGACUUUUGAAGUUUUGUUGUUUCAUUUGUUAGAGGCCAGCGGUCCAUAAUUAUAUAUAAUACACGUGUGAACAAAAUGUUUAUGAGAGAGGAAAUCGGAAUUACAAGUUUCUUGUUAAGGUACAUUCCUUAAAUAGUAUCAAAUAUAUUUAAUGAAAACUUGAAGUACAUGUCAAUUAUCAAUUUGAAAUGCAAUUGUUGGGGGAGAUACUCCUUUAAGCCCUUUUUGCUCUAUAAUUUCCUUAAGUUUGUUUGAUUUAGAAAAUUUGCCCUUUUCUUAAAAAACGUUUAAGGCAUUCACUUUAAGCUUGAAGUAUUUGUUUAUACUUUCAAGGACAAGCAAGUCUCUGAUAAGCAUGUUUACAGAGUUAUGUCCCAUUUUCUAUGUUGCUUUAUUUUUACCAUCCAGCACUAAGGAAAGUGGAGCGCGCUGUGCGCGGACAGGCCUUGUUAAAACUAAACAGAAAAACUAAAAAAAGUGUGUGUAAGGUUUUCAGAUUUAUACUUGAUUUCUAUACAUGUAUGUGUAAAUCUUCAAGCUUUAUAUACAUGAAUAAGGAACGAUUCCAAAACAUAUUUAAUCAAGAUGAUUUUUUCAAAUAUAAGAUUUUUUGUUUAUUUUUCAUAUCCUUUGUUUUUAUUGUAAAAUAAACAUUUUUAGUAUAAGACUUUAAUGUACUUGCAAGUUACUCAAAUACGCAAAAUAUUUGUAUAUUACCAUGUAUUAGCCCCUGAUUCACAUCAAAUGUACAUGAUACUAAUUGCAAGAGGUUUUUUUUGUAUUGAAACUAUUUUAUCUUAAAUAUAUUAUUUCUUUUG
This is a messenger RNA of Ruditapes philippinarum (Manila clam), 2989 nucleotides long. RefSeq lists its product as uncharacterized. The coding region runs from base 179 to 1558 and encodes 459 amino acids. Gene Ontology annotation, molecular function: cysteine-type endopeptidase activity. NCBI's taxonomy places the organism in Eukaryota, Metazoa, Mollusca, Bivalvia, Venerida, Veneridae. The record is from RefSeq and is a predicted model, not a curated record. The transcript has 6 exons. Gene Ontology annotation, biological process: proteolysis.